UUGACGAGGGACCGGCAGUCUCGGCCCGAGCUGAGGAUGGCUGCGCCCGACUCCUUCCCGCUGCUGGUCGAGGGGUCCUGGGGCCCCAACCCCCCGAAAAACUUGCGCACCAAGUUACAGGUGUACUUCCAGAGCACGAAGAGAUCGGGAGGAGGGGAGUGUGUGGUGCAGCCGGAGCCCGGGAGUCCGUCCCGCUUCCUGGCGCUCUUCUCCCGCGAGGACGUUCGGCAGAAAGUUCUGGAGAGAGAGAAUCAUGAAUUAAUAUGGCCAGAAAAAGGAACAUUCAAAUUAACUGUCCAGUUGCCCACAGCCCCAGAUGAAAUCCAUGGUGUCUCCAAGGAGGAGAAUCCACAAAAGGAGUCCAAGACCAAAGAUGAUUCAGAGAAACCAGAUGUGUCAGAAGAACUGGAUGCCAAACUCUCUCUAGAUGGAACAUCUGAAAAAAUGGACACUAUCCCAAAAGAAAGUGAAAAUAUUUCCUUGUUGGUUGCAUUUGAAAAUUUCAGGGAAAAUGUGACUGACAUUAUGUUAACCUUGUUAGUGGAGAACAUAAGUGACCUGUCAGCAAGCACUGAUGACUUUCAAGUGGAAAUAAUACGAGAUGUUGAUGUCGCCGUAGUUACCUUUCAAAAACGUAUAGACAUCAUGAAAUUUAUUGAAGAUUGUUCCAAGCACCGUACACUUAAACAACUUCAGCUUUCUCCAAGACUUCUGGAAGUGACAAAAACAAUCAGGAUUGAAAACCUGCCGCCUGGUGUGGAUGAUUAUUAUUUAAAACUUUUCUUUGAAAAUCCUGAUAAUGGAGGGGGAAGAGUUGCCAGUGUUCAAUGUUUUCACGAAGAGAGUUCAGCCCUGAUUGAAUUUUUUGACCGAAAAGUGCUCGAUGUCAUCUUGACCAAGAAACUUGUCUUCAAUAAAAUGCCACUUUCUGUGUUCCCAUAUUACACCUCUUUGGGCACAGCCUUGUACGGAAAAGAGAAGCCUCUGAUCAAGCUUCCAGCACCACUGGUAAAGCCGCUGGCUCUACCCAUAUGGAAGUUCUUACAGAAAAAGAGUCACCUGAUGGAGAAGAUAAAUGAUGAAAUGGGACUUUGGCACUGUGAGCUCAUAUGGCCCCAACUCAAUUGUGAAGUUACCAUCAGGCCUGCGGCCACCUUAAUCAAUAAAGAAAGAAGAAGAAUCAAGACCUGGAGUGAAGAUGCUUCCAGAGCAUUCUUGGGCAUCAUGUCUAACUAUAAAUUUGUCCUAUUUAAUGUGGAUCCAACAGUGUGGGACACCAUAAAAAAUGAUUUAGAAGAUGACAGGAUUUUGCUUGAGUAUGAUAUGCUUGAGGAGAUGAUAACCAUAGUGGGGAAAUCAGAGGAUGUACAAAUCAUUGAGCCACAAGUCAAUAGAUUAAUAGAAAGCAUCAUUCAAAAGAUUAAAAGGGAACAAGAAAGUCUGAAGGAAAAAUUGGCUGUUGAUCCGGGAAAAUAUUUUCUUUUGUGCCAGAGUGGUGUACUAGAGUGUCUACUCCUGGAGUGCCCGGAUAUGGAGAUUUCUUAUGAUGCAGCCACUCACUACCUGUGCUUUAAAGGACUCCGUGCCAACGUGUAUAAAGUGAAGUGUGAAAUUCAGGAAAAGGUACACGCCAUGGCUCAGAAGAACAUUCAGAUCCCCUCUGAGGUUUGCCAGUUUCUGAAGCAGGUAGACUGUGAAGAAUUCUCUAAGUCUCUUUUUAUUGCAAAGAAAAUUCUUGCCAUUUAUGAGCUAAAGGGUACAGCUGUUCUCCUAACCAGCUCUUCUUCUGAAGUUCUAUUAGAAGCUGAAAAGCAAAUGGUCAAUUCCUUAAUUUAUAAACAUAUUGAAGUUGAAGACGGGGAAGUUCUUAAAGGAAAGAAAUGGAACGGGCUCACUUGCAAUUUGAUUAAGAAACAUAAUUCCUCCUCAAAAACUGUGAUAGUCAAUGAGUUGGUUUCAGAAACCACAGCUGAGGUCAUCAUUGCAGGCUGUGUGAAAGAAGUGAAUGAAAUCUAUGGCUUCCUUUCUGACUUUGUAGAGAAAAAUGUGAAAAUAGAGCGAUUGAUUGAGGUCAAGCCUCCCUUAGUUGUUGAUUACUUAAGGACAGAAAAGAGGCUCUUUUGGCCACAGAUAAAGAAGAAAAAUGUGCAAGUGUUUUUCAAUCCUGAGAACAAGCAAAAAGGCAUUCUGUUAAUUGGCUCCAAGACAGAAGUCCUGGAGGGAGUAAACAUUGUAGAACAAAUCCGGAAUUCAAUCUGUAUUAAAAUCAUCAACAUUAGUAAGCCAGGAGCCAGUCACUUCUUCCAGGAUAAAGCCCGGUAUUAUAAAAGUGAGGUCAAACGGCUCUUUGGUUGUUUUAUUGAACUACAAGAGAAUGAAGAAAAGGAGAAGGCAGGCAGCACUGGUGGGAAAAGGGUCUUCUCUCAGACAGAGUUGGCCACUGGAGUCUUGCUGAUUGUUCAGCAGGGCGACUUGACCAGGUUUCCUGUAGAGGUGAUUGUCAACGCAGCAAAUGAGGAACUCAAGCACAGUGGAGGCCUUGCCCUUGCUCUUUUAAAAGCAGCUGGCCCUGAGCUCCAAGCAGACUGUGAUCAGAUAGUAAAGAGAAAGGGCAACAUCCGGCCCGGCAAUGCUGCCAUCUCGAAAGCAGGAAGGCUCCCGUACAAACAGGUGAUCCACGCGGUUGGGCCCCGGUGGAAGAAAGACGAGGCCGUGAGGUGUGAGCGUCUGUUGAAGAAAGUGGUGGAAGAAAGUCUUGAUUUGGCUGAAGAACACAAGUACAAAUCCAUAGCCAUCCCAGCCAUUAGUUCUGGAGUCUUUGGCUUUCCCUUAGACCAGUGUGUGAGGACCAUUGCUUUGGCCAUUAAGGAAUACUUCCAGUACAACAGUGAUGGACACACCUUGAAAGAAAUCUACCUUGUGGAUACAGCCGAGAAGACGGUCGAGGCCUUUGCUGAAGCCGUGAAGACUUUGUUUAGAGACACACGGCCUGACAAGGCUCCCCUGCUCAGUUUACCAGCAGCGGGUCAGCCCCCCUUGAAACUUGAUGAAAACAAGAAACUUCUGGUGUCCCCAGAAGGUCUGAGGAUCCUUUUGGUGAUUGGAGAUGUGCAGGAUGCUAAGACGGAUGUUGUUGUCAACUCGGUUUCCUCGGAUCUUGAGCUUAAUAGAGGGCCCCUUUCCCAGGCCCUCUUGAAAAAAGCAGGCUCAAAGCUACAGGUGGAAUUGAACACAGUUGGACAAGGGUUGGCCAUGGAUGUGGGCGUAGUUCUCACAACCAGUGGUUGUGAUCUACCCUGCAAACGUGUGCUUCACGUGGUGGCUCCGGAGUGGAGAAAUGGCGACGCAUCGUCACACAAGAUGAUGGAAGACAUAAUCAACGAAUGUUUGAAGACCACUGAGAGCUUGUUCUUAGAAUCAAUUACAUUUCCAGCAAUAGGUACGGGAAAUCUGGGAUUUCCCAAAACCAUUUUUGCGGAGUUAAUCAUUUCAGAAGUGUUCAAAUUCAGUAAUAAGAAUCAACUAACCAAUUUAAAAGAGGUUCACUUUCUGUUGCACCCGAGUGAUCAUGGAAAUAUUCAGGCAUUUGCAGAUGAAUUUUCCAAAAGGGCUAAUGGAAAGCUCGUCAGUGACAAAACUCCCAAGGCUAAAAGUACACCAGGUUUCUAUGGGACCAUUUCCAACCCUGAUUUAGGAGUGCAUGAAAUGAAGAUUGGCCCCAUCGUGUUCCAGGUGGCCUCUGGAGAUAUCACCAAAGAAGAGGUGGAUGUGAUCGUAAAUUCAACAUCAAAGACAUUUAAUCUUAAAGCAGGGGUCUCCAAAGCAAUUUUGGAAGGUGCCGGACAAGAUGUGGAAACAGAAUGUGCUAGGCAAGCUCAACAGGGUAACAAAAAUUAUGUAAUUACUGACGGUGGAUUAUUGAAGUGCAAGAAGAUUAUUCAUGUCAUUGGUGGAGACAAUGUCAAGAAAUCAAUUUCCUGUGUUUUGCAAGAGUGUGAAAAAUGGAAUUACUCAACUGUUUGUCUCCCAGCCAUUGGGACAGGAAAGGCCCAAAAAGACCCUGAUCAGGUUGCUGAUGCUAUAAUGGAUGCCAUUGAAGAUUUUAUCCAGAAAGGAUCGGUCCAGACUUUGAAAAAAGUUAAAGUUGUUAUCUUUCUUCCUCAAGUAUUGGAUGUGUUUUAUGCCAGCAUGAGAAAAAGAGAAGGGUCUCAGGCUUCUUCCCAGCCAUCUAUGAUAUCUAAAUUUGCAUCACUUGUUGGCUUAUCCUGGCAAUCUCCCAAAAAACAGAAUCCUUUGAUUUUGGAAAAGAAAACAGAAUCAGCAAUUUUUCAGGUGUGUGGUGAAAAUGAAAAAAGUGUGGAAAACACUAUCUCCUGGUUACAGGAUCUCAUUAAAAAUGAACAGUUUACUUACAUCAACCAAGAUGACUGUAUCAAAAACUUUGAGGAAAAGGAAUAUCAGGAAUUGAAUAUGCUGCAGAAGAACUUAAAUAUUACCAUUUCCCUGGACCGUAAGAAACCCUUGAUUGAAGUUUUGGGAAUUAGCAGAGAUGUGAUAAAGGCAACAAGUACAAUUGAGGGAAUGAUCAAGAGAGUUAGAUUGGACAAAGAAAAGGAAUCCCGGGCUGACUGUAUUAGUGAAUUUAUAGAAUGGCAAUAUAAUGACAGUAAUACUUUUCAGCCUUUUGAUAAAAUGACCAAUUUGCAAUUGGAGGAUGCAAGGAGAGCAAAGAGAAAGACAAUUAGUGUCAAAAUUAAUAACCAGAGCUACACAGUGGACUUGAACACAAACACUGCUACAGAUGGAAGGGGACACAGUUUACCUGUUCAGCGUCUCACGAAAUCUGAAGUUGAGAUCCCUGCGCACUGGACUGAUAUGAACCAGCAGAAUUCCUGUGUGGUUGAGCUACAGCCUAGUCAACCAGAAUACAACACUGUGGCAAGCAAGUUUAAUCAGACCUGCGCAAACUUCCGAAUAGAGAAGAUUGAGAGGGUCCAGAAUCCAGAUCUCUGGAAUAGCUACCAGGCAAAGAAAAAAAUCAUGGAUGCCAAGAAUAGCCAGACACAAAAUGAGAAGUUCCUUUUCCAUGGGACAGAUGCGUCUUCAUUGCCACAUGUCAACACAAACGGCUUUAACCGCAGUUAUGCAGGAAAGAAUGCUGUGGCAUUUGGAAAAGGAACCUAUUUUGCUGUCCAUGCCAGUUAUUCUGCCAAUGAUACAUACUCCAGACCAGAUGGAAAUGGGAAAAAAUAUAUGUAUUAUGUGAGAGUACUUACUGGAAUCUAUACGCUUGGAAAUCACAGCUUAAUUGUGCCUCCUUCAAAGAACCCUCAAAAUCCUACUGACCUGUAUGACACUGUUACAGAUAAUUUGCAAAAUCCAAGUUUAUUUGUAGUAUUUUAUGACUACCAGGCUUACCCAGAGUACCUCAUUACUUUUAAACGAUAACAUUUUGGUGUCCUUCCCAAAAGACAUUAUUCAUCUAUACAUAUCUAGUUGUAAAACAAGUUUUAGUUUUUUGUUUUCUCUUAACAGUUCUUCGUCACUGUGAAAGUAGAGUUUCUUCAUCUUCUGUCUCAUCGUCUGGAAUGAACCUAUCUUGAGAGCAAAUAAAUUUGAGAAUUUAACUCAUAUAACUUAAUCACAUCUGUGUGUAAACAUCUUUGGACACCACUCCGUAGAAGAUAAGAAUAGGUUUAUAGUUUCAGGAAACAGAGAAUAACAUUAAUCUUAAAGGCUGAGGGCACAGCUAUUUAAUUUCAGCUGCCCCCGAAGGAUCACGUCAGGAUGUCGUAUCACUGUGAGGAGAACGGUAUUACUCCGUGGGUAAUAUUUCUCAGGGCACAAUGGUGUCUAUUCUUGUUUUUAUCCCCGGACCGAAGACCUUGCCUGAUGUGCAGUGGAUGUUCCAUUACGAUAAAAUGAUUAACAAAGAAAAAGCCUGGUUGGACCUCUACCCAAAGUAGGAACCAUCUCUUCAACAUCCUAGACUUACUGGCACUUUGCUUCCAACUGAACAAGGUUCCAUGACAGGGAGCUUCCUUCUUCAUGAACCAGCCCAUGAUAUGUAGAUAACUCCAGUCAGAGCUCUGGGAUCACAGUGCGCAACUCCAAGGGCUGUGAUUCAGCUUGUGGUCUAGGUGAGUAGUAUCCCAUGGACUUGUGCAGUGCAGCAGCCCCAGCUUCAAUUGCCAGAAGGCCUUUUUAAUUGAUGAAUCAAGUUCUGACUUAUAACUUUUACUCAUUCAUCUUACUUCUGCCCCGUGAAAACAAAUGGACAAUGCUGUCUGCAUCUUCAGUGUUGAAAACCUUCUACUCUUUUAAGCUUAAAUGAACUCUGAGGUUAUUAAAUAGCAUAUUUUCCUUGGCAGCCUAGAUUUUGAUGAUUUUAGGGCCUUGUGUAUAAAUAAACCAAAGGAAUUAAGCAGUCACAUUUCUAAUUUGCUAAUUCAGUAUCUUGUUAUUGGUCAAGGAAAGGCAAGUUGGCUUUUUUUUUUUAAUUCUCUAGGUAAAUUUCAGGUUCAGACAUCAUUUAUGAUCACCUAGGUUAUGCCAGGUAGUGUAAUAGCUGCAUUCACAUACAACACUAUUUUAUUCUCCCAAACAAUCCUGUGCAGCAAGAAUUAUAUCCCCAUUUUAAAGUUGAGAAAACUGAUACUCUGAGCCAGCAACUGAACCAGGUCCUUGUGACAUCAGACCCUUCACUCUGCCCCCUACAGCACAUGGCUUCUAGGCUAAUGCUGCUGAUUCAGGAACAUCUCAGACAAUUUGUGAAUUACCUUCAUAGUUCCUUUUCCUUCUGGCUUUGGUUUCCAUUUAGAGUCUUUUCGUUCAACUCUGUAGGCCAAGAGGCCAGAGAUAAUCCUCACGUGGCACCAGUGUAGAUGGGGCCCUCUGACACUAGGGCCUUGGAGGAUUAAGGUGCUCUUCCCUGCUACAGGGAAUACCACGUGCAUGUCAAGUGGAGGAGGUGGAGGGAGCCACAGCUGCUGCUUCAUUAACACAGACAUCUUACAGUUUCUCCUGUUGCUGUUUGAUUUUUAAGUGUAUUGCCAAAGGUUCCCUGUUGCUUAGCAGUGGCCAGCACUGAACUCAGUAUUGACAAUGAAUGUUAGAAAUUGGAAUAGAAAAAGAGAAACCUGCUUUUUGAUUUGCCUUUGUCCUCCAGUGGUUUGGUUAACUCAGGGCAAGGUUGAAUAUCAAGGUGUACUGCACUUAAGUGUAAUGAUCCGGUAAGUAACUGUUACAGUUAUCUUUAAUCUAAAGAAAUAUAUCAUUUUCCUCCAAUUUUGAAUAAAAUGCUUGAAAAUGUCA
Molecule: messenger RNA, 7314 nt
Organism: Choloepus didactylus (southern two-toed sloth)
Lineage: Eukaryota; Metazoa; Chordata; Mammalia; Pilosa; Megalonychidae
Gene: PARP14
Product: poly(ADP-ribose) polymerase family member 14
Exons: 17
Coding region: 37-5448 (1803 amino acids)
Biological process (GO): negative regulation of gene expression
Cellular component (GO): cytoplasm; nucleus
Molecular function (GO): NAD+ poly-ADP-ribosyltransferase activity; transcription corepressor activity
Source: RefSeq, a predicted model, not a curated record